AGCCGUGCCAUCUCCUCUCUUCACAAGCUGUCAUCUUCAAUCUCAUCGUCUAUUCACCGUUUCUGCCUAAAUUCAACCUCAAAUUCUAGUUUCAACACAUAAAAUCUUCUAUAUCUUAGGUUUUCUGCUUACUGAAAUUCAUCGUAAACCCUAACAAUUUGAUUCAAAAAAGCUUCAAAAACCAUGGGGUUUCCAGUUUGGUACACAGAGCUCUUCCUCCCCAAGCUUCUGAUUCGUGUUCUAACGUUUCUAGGUCUAAUUCGUAAGCUCAUUUCCGUCAUUUUUCGUUUCGUUGGCCUUGGGGAUUUCUUAGAGCCCGAAUUUUCCACUGAUCCCACCCGAACAGAGUCGUGUACUCAGUUCCAAUCCGUCUCUGCUGUCCUCAUCCGUGAGAUCCUUCCGGUUGUGAAAUUUUCUGAGCUUGUAGAUCCGCCGGAGAGCUGUGCUGUGUGCCUUUAUGAAUUCGAUGGCGGAGAUGAGAUCCGGCGGUUGACGAACUGCCGGCACAUAUUUCACAGAUGCUGUUUGGACCGGUGGAUGGAUCAUGAUCAGAAGACGUGUCCACUUUGCCGGACGCCAUUUAUACCGGACGAUUUGCAGGAUUCGUUCAAUGAACGGCUGUGGGCGGCUUCCGGCAUCGCCGAUUACUAUGGAGAUUCAUCGCUGGUUAGUAAUUAGUGGAUAUUGAACAGUGGAAUCGAUUUUCUUUUCUUUCUCAUUUUGAUUUUUAUUGAUGGCAAUCGAGAAAGAGUUGUGAUAGUAGAAGUAUUAUAUAUAAUGUGUACAUAAUUAGCAGAAAGGAAAUGGAAGAAGAAACUCCAUUGUUGAAGGCUUUGAUGAAGAUCAUAGAAAUCUUUGAUUUAUUUUCUAGUUUUUCUGAAAUUGCUGAAACAAUUUCAGCAUAUAUUUGUAUAGAAAUCAAUGUCGAACUUAAAAAAAGGUUUGAUGAUAUUACUUUCCCUAUGUUGAACCCA
Messenger RNA from Cynara cardunculus var. scolymus (artichoke), 974 nucleotides. RefSeq names its product E3 ubiquitin-protein ligase RHA1B-like. The record is from RefSeq and is a predicted model, not a curated record. Gene Ontology annotation, biological process: protein ubiquitination. Bases 184 to 678 code for a protein of 164 amino acids. Lineage: Eukaryota; Viridiplantae; Streptophyta; Magnoliopsida; Asterales; Asteraceae. The transcript has a single exon. Gene Ontology annotation, molecular function: ubiquitin protein ligase activity.